This is a messenger RNA of Nematostella vectensis (starlet sea anemone), 1182 nucleotides long. RefSeq lists its product as uncharacterized. The transcript has 2 exons. The record is from RefSeq and is a predicted model, not a curated record. NCBI's taxonomy places the organism in Eukaryota, Metazoa, Cnidaria, Anthozoa, Actiniaria, Edwardsiidae. The coding region runs from base 1 to 1182 and encodes 393 amino acids. Gene Ontology annotation, molecular function: zinc ion binding; nucleic acid binding.
AUGGCCGAACUCACUGGACUCACUAGCCCUCGUAUGGACUGGAAUGCAACCGAUCUUCAACAAGCGCUAAAAAAGUUCAAGGCAACCGUCGAAUUGUACUUUUCUGGCCCGCUUAAGUCCAAAUCGGAGGAAGAAAAGGUCAGUUAUCUGUUGAUAUGGACGGGAGAAGAAGGAAUUGAAUUAGUUUCUACGUGGUCGCUAACCUCAGACGAGAAGAAAAAGCUGUCAACUUACUGGGAGAAGUUUGAAGAAUACGUCGCCCCCAAGAGCAAUUUUCGCUUAGCACGAUUUAAACUACGCACUCUGAAGCAAAAGGACGAUGAACCAGUGGAUUCAUUUAUAAAGAAAGUAAGAUUGCUAGCCAGCGAAUGCAGGUAUGAUAAUAUAGACGAACACAUUAUUGACGCUCUAAUUUUCGGGUCUCGCCGCCCACGUGUCCAGGCUAAACUCCUCGAGUUAGACAAAACUCUAACGCUCGCUAAGGCAAUAGACAUAGCCAGGACUGAGGAAGCCACUUCGGCUCAGUUACAAGAUAUUAGAGGCACAAACACUAUACCUGUACACGCAACAACCCACAAAAGCCCUUCUUCACAUCCCAAGACACACUCACGUGAAAAUAAACAAGUACAAACUUGUGGGAACUGUGGCACUAGCCAUGAUGUGACACAAAAAUCCCUGUGCCCCGCAAACGGAACAAAAUGCAGCAACUGUGGGAAACCAAACCACUGGGCCAAGGUUUGCCGUUCCACCAAACCCCAAGGUCCCACCCCGAGGGGAAGAGGCAGGCGGGGAAACCGGAACAAAUCAAAGCAACAGAUAAACACCCUCAGCAAUGAGAAUGCUAGCACUGCACCUGAGCCCCUAGAUUCCCCACAGUUAUAUUUUCACUCUCUAACCAUUGAUAGUAUGUCUCGACAGAACACUCAAGCGCUCGUCAACAUACAGGUUAACUCGAGUAACGGGACACUACCACUAUUAUGCAAGAUUGACACUGGUGCUGAAGGAAAUGUGAUCCCAUUAAGCAACUACAAGCACAUCUAUCCAGAGUCACUCUGCGACAUAGACGGCAAGCCCCUCAGCUUAGCCCCAUCAGAUACAAGGAUAACAGCAUAUGGAGGCCAUGAAGUACAACACUACGGUACCUGCAACCUCACUUUACUACAUAACGCUUGUAACCCUUAA